Alternaria burnsii is the source of this 2421-nucleotide messenger RNA. RefSeq names its product glutamyl-trna amidotransferas-like protein. The record is from RefSeq and is a predicted model, not a curated record. The transcript is spliced from 5 exons. Gene Ontology annotation, biological process: glutaminyl-tRNAGln biosynthesis via transamidation; mitochondrial translation. NCBI's taxonomy places the organism in Eukaryota, Fungi, Ascomycota, Dothideomycetes, Pleosporales, Pleosporaceae. Gene Ontology annotation, molecular function: glutaminyl-tRNA synthase (glutamine-hydrolyzing) activity. Gene Ontology annotation, cellular component: mitochondrion; glutamyl-tRNA(Gln) amidotransferase complex. Bases 1 to 2421 code for a protein of 806 amino acids.
AUGUCUGGACUCGCCGAUUAUUUGGCCAAGAAUUAUCUCACAGCAGACUCGGAAAAGAAGUCGAAGAAGCGCAAGAGGAAGAACAAGGAUGCCGGACUCAUCAUUGACGACGACGACAGUCUGGGCUGGAAAGACAAGGCAGACGACGACGACGAGGAUGCGCCGAUGAUAGAUUACGCUAUAGUCGGUGGAGGCACACUCAAAAAGUCCAAGAAGAAGUCCAAAGGCACCAGUGCCGCAACAUGGACAGCAGUGGGUGUCGCCGCACCCUCCCAUGCCGAACAACUCGCAGCCGAUGCAGCUGCCGCCGACGCCAUUAUAGCAGGGACCGCUGCCGAUCGCCAAAAAGCUGCUGAAGCCGAGGAUGAAGCACCAGAGAUGGUAGACACAGAUGGCGUCAUGAGGAUGGAGUCUGGCGCAAAGGCAGGACUGCAAAGCGCCGCUGAGGUCGCGGCAGCAACGAAGAGAAAACAAGACGAGGACAAGCGCAAGGCCGAGGAGGUCGCAAAGGAAUUGGGGGGCGCCGCGCAAGAAACCAUUUACCGAGACGCCAGUGGUCGCAUAAUCAACGUCGCAAUGAAGCGCGCAGAAGCGCGCAAGAAAGCCGAAGAAGAGGAGCGCAUCAAGCGUGAAAAGGAAAAGGCAGCUCGCGGAGAUGUACAAAACGCAGAGGCCGAGCGCAGGAAACAACAGUUACAGAAUGCAAAGACGAUGACUAUUGCGCGGUAUGCAGAUGAUGCAGAACUCAACGACGAGCUGAAAGAACGGGGGCACUGGAAUGAUCCUGCUUCAGGCUUUCUGCGCAAGAAGAAGGCUGGACGUAGUAUCACGGGCAAGCCUCUGUACCAAGGACCAUUCCAACCAAACCGGUACAACAUCCGUCCAGGGCAUCGGUGGGAUGGCAUCGAUCGGGGAAAUGGGUUCGAGAAGCAGUGGUUUGACUCGAGAAACCGCAAAGCAAAUAUCGAGAAGCUGGAGUACCAAUGGCAGAUGGACGAAUCGAAUGUUGUCGGCGAACAAACCGCCUACGGCGUCACCGACAAGCCAAUCGCGAUAAAAGACAACAUCUGCACAAAGCAAUUGAAAACUACUGCCUCCUCUGGAAUCCUCAAAGACUUUACCAGCCCAUACGAUGCGACAGUGGUGAAGCUGCUCCAGGAUGAGGGCGCCGUGGUGGUUGGCAAGACGAACAUGGACGAAUUCGGCAUGGGAUCGCACUCGACACAUUCGCAUUUCGGACCGGUGAAGAUGCAGAGAUAUGACGGAGAAGAAACAAGUGUUGGAGGAAGCUCAGGUGGAAGUGCGCUCGUUGUCGCGACUUCGCAAUGUUGGGCUGCACUAGGUACCGAUACUGGAGGCUCGGUACGGCUUCCUGCUGCAUACACGAGUGUCAUUGGAUUCAAGCCAAGCUACGGAUUGAUAUCGAGAUGGGGGGUGAUUGCUUAUGCCAACUCUCUUGAUACUGUUGGAAUAUUUGGUAGGAACGUUGCGGGUGUGAAGCACAUUUUCGACAAGCUCAACAUUCACGACGCGCGUGACCCGACUUCAGUUUCCAAUACCACCCGUGCGAAGUUCCGUGCAGAAAGCCGACCAACUUCACUGAGGAUAGGCGUCCCUCUCGAUUACAACAUUGACACACUAGAACCCGCUGUCCGAAAAGCCUGGCUCCUUCGACUCAGACACUUGUGGGAUCGUGGUCAUACUUUGCAUCCUGUCCGGCUGCCGACAACACAGCAAGCGCUAUCAGCUUACUACGUCCUUGCACCAGCCGAGGCAUCUAGCAAUCUUGCAAAGUAUGAUGGAGUACGCUUCGGCAGUAGAGUACCAGGCAUCGAUGGAACACCAGACAGUGUCCUUUUUGCUAAGACUCGAGGUCAAGGUUUCGGUCCUGAAGUUCAGCGACGCAUAUUGCUUGGUGCUUUCUCACUCAGCGCUCAGGCCAUGGACAACUAUUUCAUACAAGCGCAAAAGGUUCGCAGACUUGUACAACAAGACUUUAACCGAGUGUUUGCGUUGCCAAACCCACUGUUCGAUUCCGAGGUUUCUUUGUCAAAGACUAAGGGCGUGGACGUGAUUAUAUGCCCUACGGCACCAUCAAUGGCGCCAUCAUUGGCUGAAGUCAAGACACAGGACCCGUUGCACUCUUAUAUGAACGACGUCUUCACCGUUCCAGCUAGUCUUGCCGGACUACCAGCAAUCACGCUUCCGACAGCCGCACCCAAUAACGAGGAAAAGUCAGAGAAUUCAGGAUCCCCCGACCCUUUCUUCAAUACCAUAGGACUGCAAAUCAUUGGCCAGUAUGGAGACGACCAACUCGUUCUCGAUACUGCCAAAAUACUAGAGGAGAUCACAUCUACUCCGCAGAACCGUACCGGGCCUGAAGUGGAUGCGUGGGGAAGCGGGGUCAAGUCGGAUACAUAA